UAUAUAUAUAGAUAUCUUUGGCCAAUUUUUCAUUAUAUGCCUUUAUCAGAACAUCAAGAUAAAGUUUUAGAAAAUAUGGCAUGGAAAGCUUACGAAGAAGUGAAUUUAUUAUUCGCUCAGAAAAUUGUAGAAGUUUAUAAACCAGGAGAUUUGAUAUGGAUCCAAGAUUAUCAUUUGUUGUUGGUACCUAGAAUGUUGAGGAAAAUGUUACCUAAAUCAUAUAUUGGACUUUUUUUACAUUCUCCUUUUCCUUCUAGUGAAUUUUUUAGAUGUUUACCAAGAAGAGAAGAAAUCUUAGAUGGAAUGUUAGGUGCAGAUUUGUUAUGUUUUCAAACUUAUUCUUAUGGUCGUCAUUUCGUUUCAGCGUGUAUACGAGUGAUGGGAUACGAAUCAGUAGGAGGAGGAAUCGAAGCAAAUGGAAGAUUAACUUCAAUUACACAUUGUCCAAUUGGAAUUGAUGCAGAUCGAAUCGAAUCUGAUCGUAGGAGAAUGCCAGGGGUUAAACCGAAAAUGGAAGCAUUGAAGAAAUUGUAUGAGGGUAAGAAAAUCAUUGUUGGCAGAGAUAAACUAGAUCCAACCAAAGGAGUCUUACCAAAAUUAAGAGCUUUUGAAGAACUUUUAAAACGAUUUCCUCAAUGGAGAAAUCAAGUUGCAUUGAUUCAAGUCACUUCACCUUCACCAACUGAUUCACCUUCACUUGCUACCAAGAUUUCUGAACUAGUAGAUCAUAUUAAUGCUACUUAUGGUACACUUCAUUUUCAACCUGUUCAUCAUUAUCAUCAAACUAUUGAACGUGAUGAAUAUUUUGCACUUUUAUCGGUGGCUGAUUUGGCUGUCAUUACUUCUGUACGAGAUGGCAUGAAUACUACUUCAAUGGAAUAUACAAUUUGUCAAAAAGAAUUUAAAAACCCUUUGAUCCUUUCGGAGUUUACUGGAGUGACUGGGUCGAUGAAAGCGGCUAUUAAAGUUAAUCCUUGGGACUUAGGGGGGGUUGCGAAAGCUAUUGAUCAGUGUUUGAAUAUGUCAGAGGCGGAAAAGAAACAAAGACAUGCACAAUUGUAUAGUCGAGUCAUAUCACAUUCUUCAGCAGUGUGGGCUAGUACUUUACUUUUACAACUUUUAGAUUGUUUAAGAAGUGAUCAAGCUAUGCAAUAUGUGAAAUUAUUAGACGAAGUUCAUUUAAUGAAAAAAUAUAAUGAAGCAGAGAAACGAUUAUUAUUAUUUGAUUAUGAUGGUACUUUAACACCCAUAGUAAAGAAUCCAAAAGAUGCUAUCCCACCACCAGGUUUGAUUGAAGCAUUAAACAAAUUAUGUUCAGAUUCAAAAAAUAUUGUUUAUAUUAUAUCAGGUAGAGAUGGAGCUUUCUUACAAGAACAUUUAGGUGAGAUCAAAGGUUUAGGUAUGUCAGCUGAACAUGGAUGUUAUUUAAGAGAACCUGGAAGUGAGGAAUGGAUCGAUUUAACUGUUGAUUUCGAGAUGGGUUGGAUGAAUGAUGUGGAAGAAAUUUUUAAGUAUUACGAAGCAAGGACUUUGGGAGCGUUUGUUGAAACGAAAACUUCAAGUGUUACUUGGCAUUAUAGGAAUGCAGAUCCAGAGUUUGGAUUAUUUCAAGCCAAAGAAUGUCAAGCGUUAUUAGAAAGUUUACAAGAAAGAAUGCCGAUUGAUAUUUUAAAAGGAAAAAAGAAUAUCGAAUGUAGACCAGCACAUACGAAUAAAGGAGAAAUUGUGAAACGAUUACUUUAUAGUACACCUGAGAUUGGAUUUGCAUUAUGUGCAGGAGAUGAUAAGACAGAUGAAGAUAUGUUUAGAGCCUUAAAACAG
Molecule: messenger RNA, 1821 nt
Organism: Melampsora larici-populina 98AG31
Lineage: Eukaryota; Fungi; Basidiomycota; Pucciniomycetes; Pucciniales; Melampsoraceae
Product: family 20 glycosyltransferase
Exons: 11
Biological process (GO): trehalose biosynthetic process
Cellular component (GO): alpha,alpha-trehalose-phosphate synthase complex (UDP-forming); cytosol
Molecular function (GO): catalytic activity
Source: RefSeq, a predicted model, not a curated record